AUCAGUAGCCUUAUAUCCCGAGUAUGGACCGUUGGGCUGGAAAGGUGGCUGUAGUAACCGGUGCCAGUUCAGGUAUCGGUGCUGCCAUUGUCAAAGAUUUGGCCAAAGCUGGCAUGGUGGUCGUUGGAUUGGCACGACGGCCCGAGCGUAUCAAUGCGCUAAAGGCGCAUUUGUCGGAAUCGGUGCGGGAUCGUCUCCACGCCUUCAAGUGUGAUGUUCGCAAAGAGGAGAGCAUACUAGAGGCGUUCGAAUGGGUUGCGGAAAACUUCGGAGGUGUGGACGUAUUGAUCAACAGUGCCGGCGUUGGUCACCACACCGAACUGCUGGCAGCCGGAAACACCCAAAUGCUACGUGAAGUGAUGGAUACGAACGUGAUGGGACUGGUGCUGUGCAGUCGGGAGGCUUUUCAGUCAAUGAGGAAGCGAUCGGUUGAUGGUCACAUUGUUCAUAUAAACAGCGUUGCUGGUCAUAGGGCGAUCAAUCACCCGACCAUCAACAUUUAUUCUGCAUCAAAACAUGCCGUAACGGCAAUUACGGAAACGAUGAGGAACGAAUUGUGGAAUGCGAACACGAAAAUUAAGGUGACGAGUAUCAGCCCUGGAAUGGUUCGUACAAAAAUGCUGCCAGAAGAAUUGCUCAGCAAAGGGUAUCCCAAGUUGGAAGCCGAGGACAUUUCCAACGCUGUAUUGUACGUACUGGGCACCCCACCACGAGUCCAAGUUCACGAGUUGAUGAUCAUGCCGGUUGGUCAGACCUUUUGAUGUGCGUUGAAUUUUCUGUGUUUCGUGCGUGCGAUCAUACAAAAUAAACUAUUUUGAGCUUGAACGUU
Aedes albopictus (Asian tiger mosquito) is the source of this 829-nucleotide messenger RNA. Its product is annotated as farnesol dehydrogenase-like. The record is from RefSeq and is a predicted model, not a curated record. NCBI's taxonomy places the organism in Eukaryota, Metazoa, Arthropoda, Insecta, Diptera, Culicidae. Gene Ontology annotation, molecular function: oxidoreductase activity. The transcript is spliced from 2 exons. Bases 24 to 761 code for a protein of 245 amino acids.